AUCCAACUACAAAACGCCAAGUGGCUAUUUAUCUAUUAUCUUCUGGUUCACUAUGCGACGCCGUUCUCUUCUUGUAGAGUCCACUACUUAGAUGAAAGCGACGUCGGAUGGGCAGCCUCUUCUUCGUCUUCAACACAGGUGAAAGGAAGCCUGAGUUGACUCUGCAUCUUCAAGCUCUGCAUCUAUGGCUGCCAACAGCAUCACUCCUUCACA
Molecule: messenger RNA, 213 nt
Organism: Linum tenue
Lineage: Eukaryota; Viridiplantae; Streptophyta; Magnoliopsida; Malpighiales; Linaceae
Source: the annotation of a GenBank genome assembly